Molecule: messenger RNA, 1127 nt
Organism: Aspergillus homomorphus CBS 101889
Lineage: Eukaryota; Fungi; Ascomycota; Eurotiomycetes; Eurotiales; Aspergillaceae
Gene: sakA
Product: mitogen-activated protein kinase HOG1
Exons: 8
Coding region: 68-1084 (338 amino acids)
Biological process (GO): protein phosphorylation; stress-activated MAPK cascade; osmosensory signaling pathway
Cellular component (GO): nucleus; cytoplasm
Molecular function (GO): MAP kinase activity; ATP binding
Source: RefSeq, a predicted model, not a curated record
CCUCAGGCGACCGGAUUUGUCUUCUAACCUAGGAUUCUACAGAUACACCGACUUGCAGCCGGUGGGAAUGGGCGCCUUUGGUCUUGUCUGUUCGGCGCGGGAUCAAUUGACCGGGCAACCAGUCGCCGUCAAGAAAAUCAUGAAACCCUUCAGUACACCUGUUUUGUCCAAGAGAACCUACCGCGAAUUAAAACUGUUGAAACACCUGCGACACGAAAAUAUUAUUAGUCUGAGCGACAUCUUCAUCUCCCCGCUUGAGGAUAUCUAUUUCGUCACAGAGCUUCUCGGCACCGAUCUGCACAGACUGUUAACUUCGCGGCCUCUGGAGAAGCAGUUCAUCCAAUAUUUCCUUUAUCAGAUUCUGCGGGGUCUGAAAUAUGUCCACUCAGCCGGCGUCGUCCAUCGUGAUCUUAAGCCCAGCAACAUCCUCAUCAACGAAAACUGCGACUUGAAAAUCUGCGAUUUCGGUCUUGCCCGCAUCCAGGAUCCCCAGAUGACCGGCUACGUGUCGACUCGCUAUUACCGCGCGCCCGAGAUUAUGCUCACUUGGCAGAAGUACGAUGUGGAGGUAGACAUUUGGAGCGCAGCAUGCAUUUUCGCCGAGAUGCUGGAAGGAAAGCCUCUAUUCCCUGGAAAGGAUCACGUCAAUCAGUUCUCGAUCAUCACAGAGCUUCUUGGAACUCCCCCAGAUGAUGUGAUUCAGACAAUUUGCAGCGAGAAUACUCUGCGAUUCGUCAAGUCGCUGCCCAAGCGUGAGCGCCAACCUCUUGCCACCAAGUUCAAGAAUGCGGACCCCGAUGCGGUCGAUCUCUUGGAGAAAAUGCUUGUCUUCGACCCGAAGAAGCGAAUCCGCGCUGGCGAAGCCCUUGCACACGAAUAUCUCGCCCCCUAUCACGACCCCUCCGAUGAACCUGAGGCCGAGGAGAAGUUCGACUGGUCAUUCAACGAUGCCGACCUCCCUGUGGACACAUGGAAGAUCAUGAUGUAUUCGGAGAUUCUUGACUUCCACAACAUCGACCAAGGCAACGACGCUGGCCAGGUGCUUGUCGAGGGGGCUGCGGCCGGGCAACAGAGCUUUGCAUGAGGAGAGGUUCCCGUCUAAAAACCACCCUUGACGAGGCGCAUGC